This is a messenger RNA of Penicillium coprophilum, 954 nucleotides long. Its product is annotated as 3-methyl-2-oxobutanoate hydroxymethyltransferase. NCBI's taxonomy places the organism in Eukaryota, Fungi, Ascomycota, Eurotiomycetes, Eurotiales, Aspergillaceae. The record is from RefSeq and is a predicted model, not a curated record. Gene Ontology annotation, molecular function: magnesium ion binding; 3-methyl-2-oxobutanoate hydroxymethyltransferase activity. The transcript is spliced from 3 exons. Gene Ontology annotation, biological process: pantothenate biosynthetic process. Gene Ontology annotation, cellular component: mitochondrion. The coding region runs from base 1 to 954 and encodes 317 amino acids.
AUGACUAUGAAAGCAGUCAACUGCCUAAGAGGCCCUGCACAGUACCUCAGAACCCUGGCCAUUCCUGCACGUCAAUCACCAAUCAAAUCAUGCAUCGCGCAAUAUAGCUCCCACUCACCAAUGGGCUCGACAACCACCAACACACGCAAAAAUGUAACAAUCCAAACAAUUCAAAACCUCUACAAAAAGAACGAACCUAUUACAGUCCUCACAGCAUCCGAUUUCCCUAGCGGCCAUGUAGCCGACACAGCCGGUAUGGAAAUCGUGCUGGUAGGCGACAGCCUCGCAAUGGUCGCAAUGGGCAUGGAAGAUACAAACGAAGUAACAAUGGAUGAGAUGCUCCUCCACUGCCGCAGUGUAAAGCGCGCCGUCAAGAGCGCCUUCACUAUCGCAGACCUACCCAUGGGCUCAUACGAAACCAAUCCCGAACAAGCCCUAACAUCCGCCAUCCGGAUGGUAAAAGAAGGCGGUAUGAAGGGCGUGAAACUCGAAGGCGGAGCCGAAAUGGCAUCUACCAUCCGCAAGAUCUCUCAAGCCGGAAUCCCCGUCAUGGCGCACAUCGGACUAACGCCACAGCGACAGCACUCGCUCGGCGGGUUCCGCGUGCAGGGUAAGUCUGCUGCGGGCGCUGUGAAGCUUCUGCGGGAUGCGCUUGCUGUUCAGAAGGCGGGUGCUUGUAUGGUUCUUAUUGAGGCUGUGCCGCCUGAGAUUGCGGAGAUUGUGACGCGACGGCUGAGCGUGCCGACUAUUGGGAUUGGGUCUGGGAAUGGAUGUUCUGGACAGGUGCUUGUGCAGGUUGAUAUGUUGGGGAAUUUCCCUGAGGGGAGGUUUUUGCCGAAGGAGGAGGUUAAGAGUAGGGCUUUUCCUUCGCCGGAGUAUACUUAUUCGGUUUCUAAGGAGGUGGUGGAGGAGUUUGAGAAGGUUGUUGAUGAGGUUGUGGCGGCGGAGGAAUAA